UAGGUGUGGGCCUCGUAGCGGCAAUGUCCAUCUAUCCAGUGGCCACUUUUGAUGGGAGUCCAGACGCUUGGCCGUACGGGGACGUUGCCUGUGCUGCUACGGCUUUCGCCGGCCAACUUUUCCUGACCAGCUCUGGCAGUUCGCUGAUAAUUCUCAGCGUGGAGCGCUACCUGGCCGUCGCCCAUCCUCUGAAAUACGCCCGGCUCUGGACCAAGAGAGUCUCUCUGUUCGUUAUCGGUGGCUGUUGGAUCAGCGAGUUGGUGGUGUUCGUACCGCUUGUCGUCCUCUUGGGACAUGAAUACGAUCCUCUGUUGGGCACUUGCAUGCCGUCUUUUUUGAACAAUUUCGUGUUCGUUCUGGUAUGGCUUUUUGUACUCGUAAUACCCAGUACAGUCGUCAUUUUGCUGACCUCUUGCGUGGUGAACCGGAAGCUAAAAGAAAGCGCUCGUUUGAGGGCCGAGAUGACACCCAGCGCAGAUCAUCGCGGCAAAGACUUCUCAAUCACCAUCAAAGCUUUCCAGAUGGUGCGGGUAAUGACGGUGGGAGUGCUGGUCAGCUGGCUGCCGUACUCCGUUGCAGGUUCGCUGGCCCAGCUUACCGAAAUCGAACUCCCAAGGGAUGUUUACUUCAUCACAUACUGGCUCCUACUUGCCAAUAGCUUCUUCAACACCACAUCUACUUUUUCAUGAACAAGACCUUUCAUGACAAAUCCACCGACUUGGCAAGGUCCGUCAUCCCCAAACUUUGCUUGGAGCUCAACCGACGCGAAGAACUUCGAAUAGGCGGGUGUUGCCUCCAUGUCGAAGAAGCGGCCUCUGAAGAAGGCGGAUUGGAGACGAGAGUCCAAACACAGCCAGAGGCCAGUCAAGCCGUGUCGGUCAGAACAAACAGCCAAAGCCUUGUCAUAUGAUAAAUAAACGCAUUUGUUAUUUCAUAUAUUAUUAAAGUAUCGCUGCAAUGAUUUUUGUAAAAAAUGUGUAAGGGUCAGCGAGGUUGGGCUUUGUAGGGAUCUCGUAAUUUUGGUUAUUUGGGUUUACGGGCCUAAUCACCGAAACAAAACGAUUACAUCAUUGGUAAACAUCCUCUAGUAAUUAACAUAGUCCGUCCAUGAAGUAAUCAUAUCAGGAGCGUAACUAGGACUUUGUGUGUGGGUGUGUGGGGGGUGUGCAAUCCUCAACAAAGCGGACCAAGCAGAUCAUUUGUUUUUUUUUUGAAAAACAGCAGGAUUCACGAGGUCGUACAAAUUGUUUUAGGAGGGUUAUAAGUAAACUCCCAAAGACGGGAUUGACUGAAGCAAAAAAUACCGAGCGCGCGGCAUUUUUUUUCGCGCAAAAUGUUUAACUAGGCCCCCUAUAGCUCGAAAUCUUUUCUUGCCUCAAAAGUGAACCUUUUAGUCGCAAUGGGGGGGGGGGGGUGCAAAAUCACCACCUGCACCCCUUCCAGUUAUAAGCCUGCAUAAUUUAUGGGCUUUGAUCUGGAAACUGAAUUUAUGAGCGUAUAAUCGAUUGCUGUUUUGUGAGAAUGUAUCUGGUGGUUUUCAAGGCAGUGGAGAAACCGGACUUUAUAAUUAGCCUAGAGUUUCCGUUGCUGCGAGAUACUAUCUGUGAUGCGCCGUCUUGGAAUGUGCGUACGUGCGGUUUCUACUCUUCCAGACCGGUCUGCAAAGUGUGAGUAUCGUGGAUAUUUUCCUCACACAAAAUACGUAAUUUUAAUAGUCUGAAUGUAGCAUUUGCUGAGCAAGUAUAAUCUUACAUUGUCAAAUUAUUGUUUCUCCAGUCUCUGUAUAAAUCUUUGGUUCAUAUAUUGAGUGUAAAAGGGAUGUUUCGUGAUUAGUUUGUCGACUCAAUUCGUGGCAAACUUUCACGUGAGUCACAUGGUCGAUGCAUUGUAUUCCAAUAUGACAUGGCUCUGUACAGUAUCCUUGUAGAACUAAACCCCGAUUUGGUCUCUUGUUUAUAUUACUUCAUUAAGGCGUUUGGAUAAUUGAUAUCGACCUGGAGACUUAUCUUGGCGUUUGGGGAAUUUAGUUGAACAGAACUCAGCUGAGUUGAACUGAACUAAGCUGAACUAUGAUCAGAGGUUGACAGGGGCCAACUGAUUACAAAUUCAGAUAAUCAAAGGGGAUUUUCAAUAGACAUAUCAAAUGUGACAGUCAUUGCAUAUUAUUAUCACUAGGCCUACUCGUAGUACGGAACUCUUUGUCAUAUGUAGGCCUAGUAUUCAUCCUUUUCUCUGUCUUUCAAUCCCCAAUUUUAGGAGUAAAUCAAUAAUUAAAUUAUUUUAAUUACUUUCCUUCAUGAUGGGAUAUAUCUAACUCUUUCCUCAAAGUUUGUAUUGUCUAGCUCGCCUGGCCUUUGCUAUCCGUAACUAUAAUCAUUUGGCGGACCUUCCUACCCGACACGUGGUGCAUAUAACAUUGCCCCAUGGUCAUCCGUUGGUUAGACACCAUUUUGUCUGCAUCUUUGUACUCUUGUUCAAUUGCACGAAAACUCACUUGCAUUCCCAUUUGGUUAAAUGCACUGAAAUGUGCACUUUUUAAGCGUUUAAAUUAUCUAUGUUUCCCGGGACAAACGAGGGCGCUGUUGCUGUGAUGUCAUCCAGGAAAACAAUAGUUCAGUGAAUGGCUUUUCUAUUCAAAUUGUGAACCCAGAAUUUAC
Acanthaster planci (crown-of-thorns starfish) is the source of this 2657-nucleotide messenger RNA. RefSeq names its product putative G protein-coupled receptor 21. Gene Ontology annotation, molecular function: G protein-coupled receptor activity. Lineage: Eukaryota; Metazoa; Echinodermata; Asteroidea; Valvatida; Acanthasteridae. Gene Ontology annotation, cellular component: membrane. The record is from RefSeq and is a predicted model, not a curated record. Gene Ontology annotation, biological process: G protein-coupled receptor signaling pathway.